Brachypodium distachyon (stiff brome) is the source of this 1961-nucleotide messenger RNA. Its product is annotated as AP2-like ethylene-responsive transcription factor PLT2. Lineage: Eukaryota; Viridiplantae; Streptophyta; Magnoliopsida; Poales; Poaceae. Gene Ontology annotation, molecular function: DNA-binding transcription factor activity; DNA binding. The transcript is spliced from 9 exons. The record is from RefSeq and is a predicted model, not a curated record. Bases 499 to 1617 code for a protein of 372 amino acids. Gene Ontology annotation, biological process: regulation of DNA-templated transcription.
UACGGUGUUAAUACCAGCGGCCGCUUAAGGCAGGAGGAGCAGUAAAAAGAUCGAGGGAAAAUAUCCGCGUUUUCCCCUCUCUAGUCUCUUUGCUUUCCUCGCUUGAUUAAUUUGUCCAGGAAAUUUUUUGUUCUCCCCACCAGCGAUUAGUCUGGUGUUUCCUGGCAUCACUCCCCACUAAGCCCGCGCUGGUUCUCUCGUCGUUUCCUUCCCGAAAUUCGCCGCCCCCCUCGAUAUUUAUUUCUUGCCAAGGAUACCACCAUUUCCCAGCCUUUUUUCGUUGCUUUUUUCUUGCCUGGCCGUGUUAAUAUCCGCCAGCGCCCCGCCCUGUGCCCCGGAUAUUUGUUCUUUGCUGUCUUGGGGCGUGCGUUUCGAUCUUCCGAGGACUCCCGGAUCUUUCGCUUACCGCCGUCAAUCGCUGCCGGCGGCGGCGGCGGCUCAAGAUAGUUUGUGAAUAGGGUGGUGGUUAGGGUUCUGGGAGUUGUUUUUCCGUCAUAGAUGAUGAAAUCGGGGGAAGAAGUUAACUUGGACCGUUCUUUGGAGGAGAAGGCUGCGGGGGAACCAGGAGAUGAGGGGAAGAUACAGCGGAGCCCUUCUAUCAAUCUCAAUUCGUUGCCACCAAUGGCUGCCGGCACAACAGAGGUUGGAGUCCUGCAAAGUACAGUGGAGUCAGGAGGCAAUGAUGCAAGCAAGGUGAAUGGAGAUGGGUUCAGUGGUGUUGAUCAGAAGUUGGUCCCAAAGAAUGAAAAGGUUGAUGAAGGUGAAGUUCAGGGCUGUGCGGAUGUAAGGAACAACUUACUGGAACCUUUGAAUAGCGAGAACCGUAUUGAGGAGAAGGAUGCUUCGGUAAAUGCGCUGCAUAACGAAGGGCGUGCUGAUGGUGGCGGUGAUCAUAAGCGAGUUCAAGUUCUCAGUGUUGUCAAGAAGGAUGAGUCUGAGGAGGAGAUUGGUAAUUCUAUUAAUCCUGUAACAGUUGCGGGGUAUAGAGAGGAGAAGGGUGCGGUUGGUUCUACUUCUGGAAUUACUGCGGUGAGACCUGCUGCCUCCCGGUCAUCUUGUUUCCAUGGUGUGACCAGGCAUAGGUGGAGUGGGAAAUAUGAAGCUCAUUUGUGGGACAGUUCUUGCAGAGUUGAAGGACGGAGAAGAAAAGGAAAGCAAGUUUAUUUAGGAAGCUAUGAUACCGAGCUAAAAGCUGCCAGAGCAUAUGAUGUUGCCGCUCUAAAGUACUGGGGCCUAAAUACAAAGCUAAACUUUUCGAUUUCAGAAUACGAAAAGGAACUGGAGGAAACAAAGGACAUGUCUCCAGAGGAAUGCGUGACAUACUUGAGAAGGAGGAGUAGCUGCUUCUCAAGAGGGGCUUCUGUGUAUAGAGGAGUUACAAGAAGGCAGAAAGAUGGGAGAUGGCAAGCACGCAUAGGACUGAUUGCUGGAACUAGAGACAUUUACCUUGGAACAUUCAAAACUGAGGAGGAAGCUGCAGAAGCCUAUGAUAUUGCUGCCAUUGAGAUACGUGGCAAAAAUGCAGUGACCAACUUCGACCGAAACAACUACAUCGACAAGGGCAUGCAUUGUAUAGAAGGGGCGGGCUUGAAGCUGCUGGCAACAAAACCAGAAUAGAACUUCAUUUUGUUUCGGUGGCAUCUUAUAUGGAGCAGAUUUGGUCAAGCCAUAUUUGGAAUUAGUGGUACAUACAGAUAGGAGAAAUGGUUGCAGCCUGUCACUAUUUGCUGCUUUACAAUUCUUCAAAUUAUAGUUUUUAAGAGAGAAAUUUGAUUUAUUAGUAAACUUUGUUUUGAGAAAAAGAUUUUGAGCAUUUGUUACUGCUAUAUGAGUCCGUAAUCUAGAGUUCCGCUGGAAAAUGUUGCCAGCCCAAUUUUCAUGUAUCUAUAGGGUCCGUAAUCUGGAGUUCUGCUGGAAAAUGUUCUACUGGAAUGCCAACUCAAUUUUCAUGCUCCGCUCAA